AUGGCUGUGCAGCCACGCAUCGGCCUUUCCGGUAGCAAACAUAAUUCCGGAAGUGCCGAAGACCUUGUCGAAACGUCCAUCACGCGAUGGACCACCAGGACUAUGCUCAUUGCGGCAACGCUCGUUGUCCUUUUCGGCGUCGCGGACGUUGCAGCCAUCAGAUCGGGCGAUGGCUGCGGGACUAACAUGUUCAGGUGCAACGAUGGCAGAUGCAUACAGUCAAUUCUCGUGUGCGAUUAUCGAGGCGAUUGCGACGACAACAGCGAUGAAAUGCAAUCGUGUCCACCGCCCGACUGCGACAUUGGCCAGAUUACGUGUGGCCAGUACAGUUUCAACAAGACGUAUUGUAUACCUCCGCAUCAACGAUGUGACAUGACUGUCGAUUGCGUCGACGGUACUGAUGAAGACGGCUGCACGUACAGAAAAUGCCAACCAGACGACUUCAGGUGCGUUGGAACCACGCCAGAACUUUGCAUACCCAAAGAAAAGAAGUGCGAUGGUUAUCUAGACUGCCGGAACGGCAGAGAUGAGGAGAGAUGCGAAAAUAACAUAAAGCCGGCCUGCCGAUUGGAUCAAUUUAGGUGCAAUACUACGCAACGCUGCAUUGAGCAGAGUGCAAGAUGUAAUCAUAGGGACGAUUGUGGUGACAACAGUGAUGAGGAGCAUUGUAAUUUCCCACCGUGCACAAGCGAUCAAUUUCGAUGCGCCAAUGCACUCUGCAUUCCCAUAGCAUAUCAUUGUGAUGGUUAUAAAGAUUGCCAGGAUGGUUCCGAUGAGAAAUCCUGCACGGUGACGGAUUGUCCGGAAAAUAAAUUUCGAUGUCCAAAAGGUGCGCCGGAUGGGAAGGCAUUGUGCAUAAAUCGAUCUCAGUUGUGUGAUGGCAAACAAGAUUGCGAGGAUGGAGCGGAUGAGGAAGCAGCAUGUUCGACGAGUAUGUGCAAUACACUUGGGUGUCAACAUAAAUGUCAGGCGUCUCCCACUGGAGGAGCUUGUUACUGUCCCGAGGGAAGAGUACUUGCCAACGAUUCGCGAACUUGUAUUGAUCGAGACGAGUGCUCCGAGUGGGGUUUUUGCGAACAGUUAUGCGAGAACACUGAUAGUUCGUACACGUGUCAUUGCGCGCCUGGUUACAUUCUCCACGGACGCAACAAAUGUCGUGCCCAGAAUAUUUCCAUGUUGGAACUUUUGCUCGCCCAGGAUCGCGCGGUGUGGCGACUGAGCGCGACUGGUGAAGAUCGCAGGAUAAUCGCCAAUACUACUGGCGCAAGUGGAGUCGAUUACCUGUAUUCGCGAAAUUUGCUCUUUUGGAGUGACACAAAGACGCGAAAGGUGCAUUCCGAGUCCCUCAAUCUUGGCAGCGAUACGCCACCCAAAGUAGACAUCAGUAUGGCGGGUUCGUGGGGACCCGUGUCCAUCGCGGUAGAUUGGAUUGGCGAUAAACUCUAUGUGGCGGAUUCGAUUGUGCAAAAAGUGGACGUAUUCGAGUUGGACGGCCGUUACCAUGGAAUUGUUGUGGGUUCCAAUCUUACGAAUCCAGCCGAUAUCGCUCUGGAUCCCACAAAGGGUCUCAUGUUCAUCGCUGAUAGCAAGCAGGUUCUCCGUGCUAACAUGGACGGCACCAAUGCAUUCUCUGUUGUUUCUGAAGCUGCUUAUAAAGUUUCUGGUGUGUCCGUGGAUAUCAUCGCCAAAAGAAUCUACUGGUGUGAUUCGCUGUUGGAUUACAUCGAGACGGCAGAUUAUAAAGGCCACAAUAGAGUUAUGAUUCUUAGAGGUUCUCAAGUGCCAUCCCCAAUCAGACUUACUCUCUUCGAGAAUAGGAUAUACUGGACAGAUGGUACCAAGCAAGCUGUCAUGAGCGUCGAUAAAACUCAGGGAGAUUAUUCUAUCCAAAGUGUGUUUAAGGUACGCGAUGCCAAGGCAAUAAAAGCCCUGCACCCGCUCUCGCAGCCAAGCGUUUCAAAUCCCUGUGGCAAUAAUAAUGGCGGUUGUCAACACAUGUGCAUUGUCACUGCCUCCAGCGAUCAGAAUAAUCGGCUGGGUUAUCGCUGCGCUUGCCACAUUGGAUGGCGAUUAGCAAGUGACAUGAGGAACUGCAACUUGGUGCAGGAAUUUCUUAUGUAUUCUCAACAGAGAUUUAUUAAAGGUCGCGUACUGAAUCCCGUAAUGGAAGGAUUUAGCGACGCUAUUCUACCGGUGGUAUCGAGACGGGCACGAUUCGUCGGACUGGAUUACGACUCGCAUGAUCAAUACAUCUAUUACAGUGACGUUCUUCAGGAUGUUAUAUACAGAGUACAUCAGAAUGCGACCGGACGGGAGAUUGUUUUGGCUAGCCAAAACGAAGGAGUGGAAGGUCUCGCGGUCGAUUGGGCUGCGAAAAACUUGUACUAUAUUGAUUCUCGUAAAGGCACACUAAACGUGCUCAGCACUCGUAAUGUCACGUAUCGACGAACACUAUUGAAGAAUCUGAAGCGUCCUCGCGCAAUCGUGAUUCAUCCAAACCAUGGUUACAUCUUUUUCUCUGAAUGGGAUCGUCCAGCCAACAUUAGCAGAGCUCACGCCGAUGGUUCCAGCUUGGUCGUUUUCAGGAAUCUGACUUUAGGUUGGCCGAAUGGUUUGGCGAUCGACUUUAGCAAAGAUCGAUUAUAUUGGUGUGACGCUCUGCUGGAUCAUGUACAACACUCAAACUUGGACGGCACGGAUGUACGAACGGUAAACUCUAGACUUAUCCGUCAUCCGUUUUCCAUUGCCAUUCACGAGGAUUGGAUGUAUAUCACCGAUUGGCGGCUCGACGCUAUUAUCCGAUUGCACAAGGAAACUGGCGAGCAAGAAGCUGUCUUAGUCCGUGAACCUGCCACUAAUAGGCUUUACGGCGUAAAGGUCUUUAGCCGUGAAAUUCAAACCACGACCUCUAAUCAUCCUUGCACCAUUAAUAAUGGUGGUUGUGAAAAACUUUGCUUCGCUAUUCCGGAUAAUUCUUCCCACUCCGAUGCUAUCAGGUUCCCUGGCAUGCAAUCAAUGCCAAGACUUACUCAGGUGUGUGGCUGUCCCUAUGGAGAACGUCUUCAGGGCAAUGGUAGAACUUGCGCAGCGGAUCCCGAUGGGGAACCACCACUGCAGGCUUGUCCGCAUACUUGGGAUUUCACAUGUGCGAACCAAAGGUGCGUUCCAAAGUCUUGGGUAUGUGAUGGCGAAAAUGAUUGCCUAGAUAACAGUGAUGAGAUGCAAAACUGCACAAAACCGACAUGCAGUGCAAAUGAGUUCCAAUGCAAAUCCGGUCGUUGUGUACCGAUGACGUUUCAUUGCGAUUCCGAAAAUGAUUGCGGCGAUUAUAGCGAUGAAGUGGGCUGUCCAAAUAUUACCUGCAAUGCCAAUCAAUUCGCCUGUGCCAACAACCGUUGCAUUCCCGCAACUUGGAAAUGCGAUUCGGAAAAUGACUGUGGCGAUAGCUCCGAUGAGGGCGAGUUCUGCGCAGCAAAAACUUGCUCAUACUUUCAAUUUACUUGUCCACGCUCUGGUCAUUGUAUACCACAAUCUUGGGUGUGCGACGGUGACAGCGAUUGCUUUGACCACCAAGAUGAAAUGGAUUGUCCACCGGUUACUUGUCUCAGCACGCAGUUUACAUGUGCGGACCAAAAAAUGUGUAUCUUGUCAUCGUACAAGUGUGAUGGUAUUAGUGACUGUAAUGACGGUUCCGAUGAAGUGGGUUGUCCAUCACUAGCGCCGGAUCAGUGCAAUACCGAUAAACAAUUCCAAUGUGUCAGUUCAGCGAUUUGCAUACCGAGAAGUUGGUAUUGCGAUGGUACUGCAGAUUGUCCUGAUAAGUCCGAUGAACCGGCAUCCUGCGGAAAAGUCGAUUGCCAACCCGGAUUCUUCAGAUGUCAAAAUGAGAGAUGCGUAUUUAAAGCAUAUAUCUGUGAUGGUAAAGACGAUUGCGGAGAUGGCUCCGACGAGAAUACCGAAUUGCACGCAUGUGGUCCUCCUCCGUUUAAAUGCGACUCUCAACAAUGGAAGUGUCCAAACGUAACAAAUCGUUGCGUGAAUAUAAGUAGCGUGUGUGAUGGAAAAUUAGAUUGUCCGAAUGGCGCGGACGAAGGGCCUGGCUGUGAUCUCGCUGAAUGCGAGCAUCAGAGUGGAUUAUGCAGCAAUGGUUGCAUUCAAACUCCAUUGGGUGCACAAUGUACUUGUCCGCCUGGCGAAGAACUGAAUUCCGAUAGCUUGACAUGUCAGGAUAUUAAUGAAUGCGAUCCGCCAGGAAAAUGCUCACAGAUCUGCGUGAACACGAAGGGUAGCUAUUAUUGCAACUGCGUGGACGGUUACACGCUGGAGAAAGAUAAGCAUAUGUGUAAAGCGUUUAAUCACAGUGCUGCGUUCUUAAUUAUUUCUAAUAGAUAUACUAUUCUGGUGGCUGAUCUUCAGGAUCAGGCAUUGGAACGAGUUCCUAUUAAUGUAGAAAAUGUAGUGGCGACUGCCAGUAAUAUGCAUACUGGUACUAUUUUCUGGUCUGAUAUGAAGUUGAAACGAAUCUCGCGAUUGGAUCGUGGUAGCGAUCCGCAAGAUAUCAUCAGUACUGGCUUGGAUCUAGUAGAAGGUCUUGCCUACGAUUGGAUUGGUCAAAAUUUGUAUUGGUUGGAUUCAAAGUUGAAUACAAUCGAAGUAGCUAAAGAGACUGGAGUUGGCAGAAUGAUUCUCGUCAAGGAAAACAUUACGCAGCCCCGUGGAAUGUGUCUGGAUCCAAAUCCAGGAGCAAGAUGGCUCUUCUGGACAGACUGGGGCGAAAAUCCCAGAAUUGAGAGAAUCGGGAUGGAUGGCACUAAUCGAUCGACUAUUAUCAGUACGAAGAUCUAUUGGCCGAACGGUCUGGCUUUAGAUAUUGCGAACCGCAGAAUCUAUUUUGCGGAUAGCAAAUUGGACUUUAUUGACACUUGCCUUUAUGAUGGCAGUAAAAGAAUCCAGGUUCUAGCCAGCUCGCACUAUCUUUUACACCCUCAUUCGCUUACACUCUUCGAAGACACUAUGUAUUGGACCGAUAGGCAGCUCAAUCGAGUGCUCUCUGCGCACAAGUUUAAGGGCUCUAAUCAAACAGUUGUAUCGCACUUAAUUUCACAACCGCUUUCUAUACAUGUACAUCAUGCGGUAUUACAACCGAUCACUCCGAAUCCUUGCGCUAACGUGACGUGUGAACAUCUGUGUCUUCUAUCGCCCAGUAAUCCAAAGGGAUACAGUUGCAAGUGUCAGGUUGGAUUUAAAUUAUUGUCUGACGGACGUUGUAUGGAAGAGGAAACACCGUACUUGAUGGUACUGCGAGGCUCCCAGAUCGUCGACAUUUCCUUGACGCCUGGAGAAACCAAAACAGGAUACAUUACCCCUAUUGUUGGCGUCGAAGGUGGAAGAUUUAUCGAUUAUGAUAGAAGAGAUCGCAUUAUUUAUUGGUUACAAGGUAAAGACGGCGAUGACGAGAAUGGUACAAUUUAUACCAUUCCUUAUAAUGGUGGUAAUCGGACGGAGUUUCCCAAUCCUGCCGGCGAUACUGGCAUCGUCGGUUCACCAUCGACAAUGGCAUUGGAUUGGCUUGGCCGCAACUUAUUUAUUGGCAACAAGUUUGCGUCCAAUAUCGAAGCCAUUAAGUUAGAUGGCAAAACACGCUUUCGUACAAUUGUUUUGGCGAAUGAUGGCAAUCGUUCAUCGGUGUCUAAACCGAAGGCAAUGUGCGUAGAUCCUAUUGACGGACAAGUGUUUUGGGUUGACGAGGGAGGCUUUGGAGUGCCUCAAAAGAUUGGUCGAGUAAAUAUGGACGGCACUAAUCCUUUAAUCUUGGUUGAAAAUUUGGAACGCCCUGAAGCCAUUAGCAUCGAUAUCCCCAGCAAGAUGUUAUAUUUCUCUUGCCAAAAUCCAGCUUUCAUCAAAGCUAUGUCGACGGACGGUAUGAAUGUUCGCACUAUUCUUACUGCAGCAAACAACAUGGCAUUGCCAAAAGCAUUAGCCGUCCAUGAGUCUCGUCUGUACUAUCUGGAUCCACUUUAUGAUAAAAUUGAGCGUGUCGAUCUACCGAACGGCGAUAAUCCAACUACAAUCAUUGAUAAUGAUUCGGAGCUUCGUACUCUGACUAUUUACAAAAAGCGUGCUACUGGAUCUCAUCCCUGUCUCAUUAAUAAUGGCGAUUGUGAACAGCUUUGCUUACCUGCAUCUGGAGGUACUCGCGUUUGCGCCUGUGGGAUGGAAUACAAGAAGAUUAGUGACACCAGAUGUGAACCCUACAAGACUUUCGCGGUGGUUACACAAUUGGACGUUGCCAGGGGUUACAGCCUGAAAGAUUCCAAGGAAGCCAUGGUACCCAUUGCUGGAGUUGGCCACCAUAUACUUCAUGUGGACGUGCAUUACGCGGGCAAUUGGAUAUACUGGGUAGAAUUUAAUCGAGGCAUUUGGAAUGGUAUCUUUAGAGUACGGCCAAAUGGUACAGAAUUGCAACAGGUAGUUAAACAAGGAAUUGGUUCUAACGGAAUCCGUGGUCUAGCUGUGGAUUGGAUCGCAGGAAAUUUGUACUUUGCCAAUGUUUUCCCUCACGACAACUAUGUAGAAGUCUGCAGAUUAGAUGGCUCCAAUCGAAAAGUGCUCGUGAAAACGACAACGGACGCACCUCGCGAACUUGCCGUAAAUCCUAUCAAACGAUAUCUAUAUUGGAUCGAUUAUGGACAAUAUCCACGGAUUGGAAAGGCUUUCCUCAAUGGUAGUAAUUGGUCUCCUAUUGUAACAUCUGGUAUUAGCACACCACGUGAUCUGACGGUCGAUCUUGUGACACACGACAUUUAUUGGGUGGACUCAAAAUUGGAUACUAUCCAGAAGGUGUCUUAUACUGGUGGAAACCGAGAAAUCAUUCGUAGAAAUUUGCCAAAUCCAAUGGGCGUUGCUAUUUAUGGUACCGAUGUCUACUGGGUCGAUCGAAAUUUGGCUACCGUUUUUAAAGCGAGCAAAGCAAAGGGUAAUACCAGCCUACCCAUUCCCGUUAGAACAAAUCUGCAGAAGCUUAGGGACAUUGCAAUCUUUGACCAGAGUAGUCAACCAGCAGAUCCUACCAAUCCUUGUUCACAGGUUUCAAACGGUGGAUGCUCUCAGCUAUGCUUUGCUUUUCCAAAGGACAGUCCCAAAUUAUUUACUUGCGACUGCGCGGUGGGUAAACUCUCUUCUGAUGGCCGUACUUGUGAAAAUGUCGAAGAAUACUUAGUGUUCGCCACGCGAACUGAGAUUCGCGCCAUUAAUCUCGACCCACACAACACCAAUGUACCCUUUACACCAGUUGGAAAUCUGACAAAUGUAGUUGGGGUGGACUUCGACUAUCAGGACAAAAAGCUUUUGUUUACUCAAAUUCGUCCUUGGGCGAAAAUUGCGUGGACUCCAUCAGACCACCCAUCUUCCUCUGAUUUGCAUACGUUACUCAAUAAAGGGAUUAAUCCUGAAGGCAUUUCGUACGAUUGGACUCAGAAGAAAGUCUAUUGGACGGAUUCCUCCAACAACAGCAUUUAUGCAAUGGACAUUGAUGGAUCUAAUUUGGUAAUGAUUGCACGCGUAGAUCGCCCACGUGCCAUUGUUGUCGAUCCCUGUAACGGCUCGCUUUACUUUACCGAUUGGGGUCGUUUCGGAACAUCCGGCAAGAUUUUCAAGACUACUAUGGCCGGAUCGUUGAAACGUGCCGUUAUUGACAAGGAUCUUUCGCAGCCUAGUGGUCUAGCAAUUGAUUACGACGAUCGAAUGUUGUACUGGACCGACGCCGUGCGUGAAAAAAUCGAAAGGUCCGAUCUCGAUGGAAAGAACAGAGAAGUUCUGGUUAGCGCUACCAUUUAUCCCUUUGCUAUCACUGUCUUUCGGGAGCACAUCUAUUGGACGGAUCUUCAGCUGCGCGGAGUUUAUCGAGCGGAGAAGCAUACUGGAGCCGACAAGAUCGAGCUGGUAAAGCGGUUAGAAGAUUCACCACGGGAUCUUCAUGUAUUUUCUGCGGCCAGGCAACAGUGCACUGUUAAUCCUUGCAAUAUCAAUAAUGGCGGUUGUGACCAAUCUUGUCAUCCAGGCCACAACGGGUCUGCAGAAUGCAAAUGUAACGACAACAGCAGAUUAGUAAACGAAGACCGAAUGUGCGUACCGAAAAAUGUCACGUGCGAUGCUAGCAAAUUUGCAUGCAGAAACGGCAGAUGCAUUUCUAGAAUGUGGGCUUGUGAUGGAGACGAUGAUUGUGGUGACGGUUCUGACGAGGAUACUAGUUAUUGCUCUUAUCACUCGUGCAGUCCGAACGAGUUCCGUUGCAAUAAUGGCAGAUGCAUAUUUAAAACGUGGAAGUGCGAUCACGAGAACGAUUGUCGGGACGGUAGUGAUGAGGAAGGCUGCGUUUAUCCACCCUGUGCACCAGGUGAAUUUACCUGUGCCAAUUAUCGUUGCAUUCCGCAAUCUCAGGUGUGCAAUGGUAUCAACGAUUGUAAAGACAAUGUUACGUCCGACGAGACGCACGAGCGUUGUCCUCGCAAUACUACAUGUCCGUUGAAUCACCUUAAAUGCGAAAAGACAAAUAUCUGCGUGGAACCGUAUUGGCUCUGCGACGGUGAUAAUGACUGCGGUGACAAUAGCGAUGAGAAUCCAGUUCAUUGUGCCCAGAGGACGUGUCCCCAGAAUAGCUUCCGAUGUCCCAAUCACAGGUGUAUUCCAGCUACUUGGUACUGCGAUGGAGAUGAUGACUGCUUGGACGGAAGUGAUGAACCUCCUGGUUACUGCCAAUCCGAGGGUAGAACAUGCUUCGGUGAUCUAUUUACGUGCGAUAACGGCAACUGCAUUCCCAGAAUUUACAUCUGUGACGGCGACAAUGAUUGUCUGGAUAACUCCGAUGAGGAUGAACGUCAUCAAUGCAACGACAGGAAAUGCGAUGAAGAAACGGAAUUUACUUGUGUCGCGAACAAAAUGUGGAACCGCGCCCAAUGCAUCCCUAAAAAAUGGUUAUGCGACGGGGAUCCGGAUUGCGUUGAUGGGGCUGAUGAAAAUGUAACUUUGCACCAUUGUCCGGCACCAACUCCUUGCGCCGACAAUCAAUUCACUUGCACCAACGGUCGGUGUUUGAAUCGCAGCUGGCUUUGUGAUCAUGAUAAUGAUUGCGGUGAUGGUAGCGAUGAAGGCAAGUUCUGCAACUCUCAGUAUAAGCACUGCAGUACCCAAGAGUUUACCUGUCAGAACUUUAAAUGUAUCCGCAAGCAAUUCCGCUGCGAUGGCCAGGAUGAUUGCGGUGAUCAUUCAGAUGAAGUUGGAUGUCCAUCUAAAGGAAAGAACACUACGUGUCCGAAUCCAAAGGACUUUAUGUGCGCAAACGGUAACUGUAUUGACUCGCAAUUGGUAUGCAACAAAGAACCGGACUGCCCGGACGAAAGUGACGAACCGCCACAUUGCAAUGUCGACGAAUGUGCUCGCAUCGAAUUGAACCAAUGCGGACACAAAUGCGUCGACACGCCAACCAGCUUCUAUUGUGAAUGCAAUCCCGGUUACAAGCUAUUGGCUGAUGGCAAAGCCUGCGAUGACAUCGACGAGUGCAUCGAGACACCUCAAGUGUGCAGUCAGCAAUGCGAAAAUACACCUGGCGGAUAUUAUUGCAAGUGUAACGAGCGUUGGUACGAGAGAGAAGCUGAUGAGCAUACAUGCAAACGCCGAGACAAUAUUCAGCCGUGGAUCAUAUUUACGAACAAAUAUUACGUCAGAAAUAUGUCAAUCGAUGCGUCCAACUAUAGCUUGAUGCAUCAAGAUCUGAUUAAUGUUGUUGCGUUGGAUGCGGAUUAUGCCCAGCAGAUGUUAUACUUUUGCGAUGUCACUGCUAAAACGAUAUAUAGAGCACCAGUGAACGGCGGUGAAAGGGAACCUAUUAUUCGUCACGACAGUUUGGGCCUAGAGGGUAUCGCUAUCGAUUGGAUUGGUCGAAAAUUGUAUUGGUUGGAUCGUCAUGCAAAACACUUGGAUGUUGCCGAACUUGAUGGCACUAACAGAAAAACUUUGCAAACUGGAAUAGCAGACCCGCGUGCUAUCGCAGUUCAUCCUGGCACUGGAUAUUUAUACUUCACAUCCUGGCAUCUUCAGGCAUACAUUGGCAAAAUGGGUAUGGACGGCAGCAACUUUACUCGAAUUCUAACGUGGCAAGAUGACAUCGCUUGGCCGAACGCUCUGACAAUUGAUUAUUUCACCGAUCGUAUCUUCUGGGCCGAUGCCCAUCUAGAUUACAUCGCUUUUGCUGAUCUAGAAGGUCACAAUCGACGAAUUGUCCUGUCAGGUGCUACAGUACCACAUGUAUUCGCCAUUACGGUGUUUGAUGACUUCAUUUAUUGGACUGACUGGAACCUAAAAGCCAUUAGUAGGGCAGAGAAAUUUUCGGGCGCUCACUUGCAAGUACUGCGCAAUACUACCCAUAGGCCUUACGACAUCCACGUGUAUCAUCCUCUGCGACAAUUAUUUUACAACAACCCCUGUGCGGAAAACAAUGGUGGUUGUUCACACCUCUGUCUUAUCGCUCCGCCUGCUAGCUCGUAUCUGCUUGAAGGAUACGGUCAGCCUGGAGUCACUUCUUAUAAAUGCAAAUGUCCGAAUCAGUUUAUCUUGGAUAAAGACGGCAAGACGUGCAUAGCGAAUUGUACCGCAGGACAGCAUCGUUGCGGACCACCUGAUGAGAAGUGCAUCCCUUGGUAUUGGAGAUGCGACGGGGAAAAGGAUUGUAAGGAUGGUUCCGAUGAAUCAACGAGUUGUCCAUCGAGGAAUUGUCGGCCGAGUGUCUUCCAAUGCGCGAAUGGAAAUUGUACGCCAAGCGUAACAAUUUGUGAUGGAGUUGACGAUUGCGGUGACAAAAGCGACGAAGCCAAGUGUGCACUUGAAUGUGGGGAACUCGAAUUCAAAUGCAAAUCGAACGGCCGGUGCAUACACGAUUCCUGGAAAUGUGACGGAGACGCCGAUUGUAAAGACGGUAGUGACGAAGAUCCUGCGAUAUGCCAUAAUCGUGCUUGCGACCCGAGCACAGAGUUUAGUUGUAAAAACGGCAAGUGCAUUCCUAAACUAUGGAUGUGCGAUUCUGACAAUGACUGUGGCGAUGAUAGCGAUGAACCAGCGUAUAUGUGUCGACAAAGAAAUUGCACGACUGGAUGGCAACGUUGUCCAGGACAUGCAAAUUAUCGAUGCAUUCCAAAGUGGCUAUUCUGCGACGGUAAAGAUGAUUGCCGUGAUGGUUCUGACGAGCGUUCGGAGAGUUGCCCGAAAUGUGAUCCCAAUAUGGACUUCAAGUGUGCUAACAACAGAUGCGUGCCGAAACAGUGGCUCUGUGACUUUGCUGAUGAUUGUGGGGACGGCAGUGACGAACUCGAGGUGAUGUGUAAAGACAGGUACCGCGAAUGUUCCGAGUCUGAAUUUAAAUGCAGGAAUGGCAAGUGCAUUGCAUCCAGAUGGAGAUGCGACAACGAGGACGAUUGCGGUGAUAAAACCGAUGAGGAGAAUUGCCAACAGUGGGUGUGCAAGAGCGAAAGCUUCCAAUGUGACAGUGGUCACUGCAUCGCACCGUAUCUUCGUUGCGACGGAGCGCGAGAUUGUCGUGACAUGAGCGACGAAAAGAAUUGUCCUCCGAGGUAUCCCGGAGGAAGAUAUUGUCCGCAAUCGCGAUUCCAAUGUAACAACAAUCUUUGCGUCUCGUUAACUGACGUUUGCGAUGGUACCGAUGACUGUGGUGACAAUUCUGACGAGAACCCAACAAUGUGUGCAAACUUUGACUGUGAUACGCAUAGACGAUUCCAGUGUGCCAAUCACAAGUGUAUCGCCAAGUAUCAGCUAUGUGACGGGAUUGAUAACUGUGGCGAUGGUUCUGAUGAGAACAACAUGACGAUGUGCGUGAAACACAUUCGCCCAUGUGACCCUCUCUCAGAGUAUACCUGUUCAAACAAGAAAUGCAUCGAUCGUCUGAAGCUCUGUGAUCUCGCGGACGAUUGCGGCGAUUUGUCAGAUGAAUUGGGCUGCCAUCACAGUCAUCACUGUUCAGAGAAUGAUCGCGGUGGCUGCUCACAAAAGUGCCACAAUAUUACUGAUGGCGGCUAUAUUUGUGCCUGCUACUCUGGCUACAUAAUUUCGCAAGAUAACCGGAAACAUUGCGUGGAUAUUGACGAGUGUCAGACCGGUCAGCAUCAGUGUUCUCAUAUUUGCACUAAUUUGAAUGGCUCGUACGCCUGUUCUUGUCGGCAAGGUUUCCAGUUGUCUGAUAGUCAAAGUGGCGUCUGCCGCGUCGAAGACGAAGACGUUGUCGUGCUCUUUGCUAAUGGACCCGAACUUAGGGCCUACGAUCUGCAUACUAGACAAGAGAUGGAUGUAAUAGACAAUGAGAAGAGAGUGCAAGCUGUCGAUUUUGAUCCCAGGACCGAGUAUGUAUUCUGGAUUGACUCGUAUGACAACACUAUCAAACGGUCUUACAUGGUGAACGCGAAAGAAGGCCAGGCAAAGAUUGGAUACGCGCAGGAUCUUAAUAUGAAAACUGAUUCCAAGCCUACGAGUUUAGCAGUGGAUUGGAUCUCCGGCAAUUUGUACUGGAGCGAAAUAGAUCAAACGGGGACCAAUCCUCGCGGUCGAAUUAUGGCAUCUAAAUCGGACGGCAGGUAUCGACGUAGCCUAGUUACAGUGAAUCUCGAGCAACCAACAUCAGUGGCCGUGGAUCCCGAACGAGGAGAGCUCGUGUGGGCCGAUGCGGGCAAUCAGCCAAAGAUUGAGAUAGCUUGGAUGGAUGGCGAUAGACGCAAAUUGCUUGUGGCGGAACGAAUCGCUAGUCCUUCGGCGCUUACCAUCGAUUACGCUAUGGAUCACAUGCUUUACUGGUCCGAUAGCAAGUUGGACACAAUUGAGACGAUUAGCUUGACCGGCACCAACAGAAAAGUCGUUUUAAAAGGAAGACCUCUUAAAAAUCCAAUAGCAUUGGAUGUAUUCGAGAACAACCUUUAUUGGACUACUAAACAGACGGGCGAACUUAUUCGACAAGACAAAUUUGGCAGAGGAGUUCCACACACUAUCGUGAAAAAUCUUCCUAAUCCUGGAGGCAUCAGAGUGUAUCAUCAACUGAGAUACAAUACCAGUCUGAGAGAUCCUUGCCACAAUGACCAAUGCACUCAUCUUUGCGUAACGAUCCCUGGCGGCCAUCGCUGUCUUUGCUCAGACAGCGUUGGUCUUCUUCAGCGUCUGAUCAUAGACGGCAACGAGAGGCAUUGUGACGCCACUAAUGAAAGACCUCUACCAGCACCUAGAGUAUGUCGUUGCCAGAAUGGUGGACGAUGCCAAGAAGAGGACGAUAAGCUGGCAUGUAAUUGUCGCGAAGAGUUCCAUGGUGAAUUUUGCGAAAUGGCGGCGGUCGCUGCCAGAGCAGGCGGAUCCACCGCUGCUAUAGUUAUUCCCAUAGUCAUAUGCCUGUUAGUAUUGUUCUGUGCUGCUGCAAUCUUCAUGGUUCUCAAGAAACGACCAUUUGGUAAGCCUGGUGGCCUCAGCAGUCUCACAGGUGCUCAAAGUGUUUCUUUCCGCCAAGGUAGUAACGUAGAGUUUGGUGCAGCGGCUCACGAAAGAAUGGAACCUCUCGAUGUGGAGUACAACCUGAACGAUGUGACCAAUAAGAACCGAGAUUUCAGUAACCCAAUGUACGAUGCGGUGAAUAUGGAAAGUGGUACUACGAACGGUACCGGCGCCAGCAGUAUGUACGAAGUGCCGGCUGAAAUGAAGCCCUCCAGCAUACAGCACAAAGAGCCUCCACAGCUGCACCUGAAGAGAAGAGAAUUGGAUCCGACGCCGAUCGACUCGGGUAAAGACACUCAGCAGCUGGUCGAGGAAGACAAGUCCGAAUGCUAGGACCAAUUCCUACUUAAGGAUUUCUUCAGACUUGUGCUUUGAACUUGAGACGCACGUCGAGAUACUUUACGACUGCGGAAAAUGCAUAGAAAAAACGUAAAAAGACGACGUAAAUGAAUUGACCAUUUCUACGUAAAUAGUGCGGAUUACAUCGCAACGUUUAUAUGUUAUUUAUUAAGCAGGUGAAUCACUGAGGUGUUUCAACGCACACGAUACGAUUGAUUUGAGAUUCCUGUUUUAUCUAGUGAUUUUCGGAUAAUGUCUUCGGGAUCUCUAGAAUUUUGGAAAAAAGAGCGGAUAGCGGAGGUUUGUCCAAGUCUGUAACUGUGUACGUUUUUAUAUCUAAGGAUCUCGAUUUCGAUUUAUAAUUUUUGAGACCCUCAGAUCUAAGAAUCUUUGAUCACAGAUUCUUGCAAAUCCACACAGAUUCUCUAAACCAGGAAUUGUGAACUGGUUUUGGAAUCUUGUAAGUUUGGAGAAUAUAAGAACGACAGACGGGGUCGCGAGUCGAUUUAAUGGGGAGAACAGAGUGAAAGAGAAUUGUAAUAGAUACAAUUGUGUCGUUUUUUACUAGGUGUGAUUUAUAAGUCUUGUAAAUAUAAUUGCUAACAAAGUAUAAUGUUCAUGUUAUCUGUGUACCAUAAAAAUGCAACACAUUCUCUUUCAAGGUUGCUGUUUAAAGCGUUAAUGCAGGACACUUUCUAUAAAUAGGAUGUGUAUGUAUAUGUGUAUGUAUGCGUGCACGUACAAGUAGGUAGGUGCUCGAAUUGAUACAUUUAAUUCCUCGAUAUUUCUUCCAAAUAUAAUAUAUUUGCAUUUAGCAUUUUAAUAUUUUGCAACUUGUAUGCGUGUAUAAAUUAAAAAAUGUUAUACCGUGAAGAAAAAUAAUGUUUUAAUUUAAUCUAAGAAAUUACAUUUUCUAAUUUGGAUAUUAAUUUAAAGAAAAUGUACGAAAAAUGUGAUAAUUAAAAAAUUUUAAUUAUCUGGUUCAGUUUAAUCGUACAAUUCGGGCACUUGGUAUAUACGUCCGAAUUAAUUCUCAACUACAAUAUGAUGCCUAAUUUAACUUUGAUAGAAAUCUACGAAGCUUAAAAAACUGUCGUAUUUCAAUGAAAAUUUAAUAUUAUUUUUAUAUUAUCUAAUUUAAUAUCUAAUUCAAGAAAUGCAACGUCCAAAACUUUGACUAAAGUUUCCUGUAACAAUAUUUUCGAAAUUGGAAUUGAUCUCACUUGAACACUUGCGAAUUAUAGUAGUUGAGUGUUAACAAUGCAUGUGCGCUUAAAAAAUUGUAUUCUUAGUAGAGUAUUUUCAUAAGACGAGGCGUUAUAUAGUUCUUUAUGUGGAAAGUGUGACCUUUAUUGUUACGACGAAAAGAAGCAUAUAAACUGGAAAAGCGAGAUAGACGCGUAUUUCACGAAAGUUAUUAAUAAAAAUGUUAUUUUUAUAGAAUUUAUGUUGUAGAAUGAUCGAUUGUACGAUACAAAAAGGUAUCUUCCGCGGCGAAUAUGCCCUCGGAAUGUUUGCUCGACCAACAUCAUUGUACAUUUCUCAUUUUAUGUGGAGUAGUCGUCUUGCAAAAAGUGGCUGUAUUAAAAGGAAUCAAAGAAAAAUUUGUUCUGAGAAAAUAAUUUCUUAUACUUUAAAAGUACAUGAAAUCGAUAUCAAUCUUUUUAUACAUGCAUUUUUUGCAAGGUCAGUAAGCGUGCAAUUCUUUUUCCGUGCGAAUUAUGACUGCAAUGAAAUCCUUAUAUUUUCUAAUUUCUUGUUACAAAAAUUAGGAUUUUUUAUUUGAAAUUCUUACAACUGUUACACCUCGUAGUUAUUAUCAUGAUUUUUAAAAUCUUUAAUUUCUUUUUAAUUUUCUAAGUACUAAAUAAUUCAAAUACACAAUCGACAAAAGAGUCUGAGAGACCGGCCUGAAUAACUUGUACAUACAUGUUUAAUGAAUUAAGGAAAGAGAAUUAUGUCGUCACUGACCCAUUCUCCAUACAGAUUAUAUAUUAUACAUAAAUAUAAAUAAAUAAAUAAAUAUAUAUAUAUAUUUUUUGUUGCAAUCGACUUUGACUUGGGCAGGGUUCCAGAGAGUGGUCCUAAUAUUAUUAUAUCAGUAUUUUGUGUGUUUCUUUAUCAAGUUGAUAAAAUAAUAAUUGUUAAUAUAUUGUGCAAAAAUAUCAAACAGAUACCGUCCAAAAAUAAAUAAUAAAGUUGAUAAUCCAGUUUUUCUUAUGCCUAUGCAACAUCAAACGCACAUGCAAUUUUACAUGCAAUUCUGCAGAUCCGGAUAAUGUAAAUCGUUAUAACUAUCAGAAUAUGUUUAUAAUUUCAUUUAAUAUACUACCUUUCUUCAAACAGUUAAUUAUAUCUUUGCUAAAUUAUUGAUGUACCAUUUUUACAUUAAAAACUUGUUAUGUUUUAUUA
Ooceraea biroi (clonal raider ant) is the source of this 16284-nucleotide messenger RNA. RefSeq names its product low-density lipoprotein receptor-related protein megalin (gene mgl). Gene Ontology annotation, cellular component: plasma membrane; signaling receptor complex. The record is from RefSeq and is a predicted model, not a curated record. Gene Ontology annotation, molecular function: protein binding; calcium ion binding. NCBI's taxonomy places the organism in Eukaryota, Metazoa, Arthropoda, Insecta, Hymenoptera, Formicidae.